GUGUAUGGCUAUUUUAUUCGGCGCGAAAAUGAUGAGCUUAAGGAGGAGAAGCCGCAAGAAGAAGAAAUUGUUAUUGAUGCCAAAUCGGUUAUGAAAUGCAUUAGCGAACUGCAUCUUAAUUCCGCAUGCAUUGUUCGCGUGGACACGGCCGGGAUCGUCCAGCAGAGGUCUCCAACAGGCAGCAAGAAACAGCCUUAG
Molecule: messenger RNA, 198 nt
Organism: Gongylonema pulchrum
Lineage: Eukaryota; Metazoa; Nematoda; Chromadorea; Rhabditida; Gongylonematidae
Source: the annotation of a GenBank genome assembly